Molecule: messenger RNA, 1300 nt
Organism: Stereum hirsutum FP-91666 SS1
Lineage: Eukaryota; Fungi; Basidiomycota; Agaricomycetes; Russulales; Stereaceae
Exons: 5
Coding region: 39-1151 (370 amino acids)
Source: RefSeq, a predicted model, not a curated record
UCUUUCUUCUCGAUUUGACCCUCUGCGCGCCAGCAACAAUGUCUGAUACCACGCCGAAGAAGCGUAAAGUGAUUGCGGAAGGAAGAUCUCCGAAGAAGAGAAGGACAGUGAAGACGGACAAGCCAGAGCCAGAGCCUGAAGAGGAUUGGAGAGAGUCGGUCGUCCCAGAGGAUGCAAAGAUUACAAAGACAGAUGCGCUCGAUCUCUACCGGUUGAAAGCCGAAGAUUUACGUGGUCUGCACUAUGUGCCCGACGUGAACCUUAUGGGUCUCAAAUACUAUCUCUACAAGGAAAGGGAUGUAGAGCGUAAAGCGUGGGCGAAGCACGGGGGUCCGAAAUGUUUCGAAGCAUACCUUUCAAAGCUUCAAAAAACUUUCGAAGCCAACGCUAGACAUCGAGGCAUGCUUUUCAAACGUCCAUCCUUCUAUGCCUCGAAUUUCACCGCGGGCCCCUCUCAAUCCAACGCUCCUCCAGCCCUAGAUCCUCUCUUGUCUCUCUCAGCUAAAUUCCCUCCUUGGCUUUGGACUGCCUGCACCAAUGCUCUCGACAGCCUAGAGGAUGAUCCAGAAAACGACAUUCGCUUCACCACAACUUCGCGUCAAGCCUGCUUAAAUUGCGCUCUCAAACAGCUUCCUACAUAUCCUUCCCGACCAUCUGCAACACUUGGCCUGUCUCCGACAUUGGAGCGUUUACGAUCUGUGUUGGCCGAGGCUCCUUCACGGGACAGUCCGAAGGGGAAAGACGGAUAUCCGGAGGGCUUGCGGCUCAAUGAGACGGACUAUAUUGACGGAGAAACGUUUUGGGAGUGGACGGAGAGCUACAGGGAUAGGGUAUUUGGAGCGCUUAUUGCACUCAUUGAAGAGCGGGGUGUAGGCGAGAAUGGUUGGGAAAGUGUGAGAUGGGAGGUAUACGACAAGCACAGUGAAUGCCUUGAGCCCAUUUCCUAUCAACCACCAUCUGAAGGCUACAAGUCCGGCUUAUGGAAAGACUACGCCUAUACUUGGCUUUUGGGAAAGACGCCAGCAGACCAUUCAACCACAUUUGGAGUUUGGCCAGGGCGAGCUAGUGAGGUCGGACGAAGGUACGAUGAGUUAUUGCCAGACAAUGUCGAGGAGUGGGGUGGGAGGUAUCCGAGGCUGAAGGUGGUUUAGGAGGAGUGGCCUUGUAUUGAAGUGUAUGGUGUACGAUAUGGCUCUGCUUUCCAGUUUGUAGUGGGUUAUCGUGCUCUUUGUUUACUCUCUAGGCCUUCGAGAUUCUGUACGUACAUGUUAGCAUAGUCAUGAAUAUAUAUAGUGCCGAG